Molecule: messenger RNA, 1929 nt
Organism: Panicum virgatum (switchgrass)
Lineage: Eukaryota; Viridiplantae; Streptophyta; Magnoliopsida; Poales; Poaceae
Product: putative disease resistance protein RGA1
Exons: 3
Coding region: 313-1545 (410 amino acids)
Biological process (GO): defense response to fungus
Source: RefSeq, a predicted model, not a curated record
UUUGUACAGGGAUGCCAAAAAUUGUGUGGCCUGCCAGUAGGUUGUGGGGAACUAACUCGUUUACAGAAGUUAGGAUUGUUUGUUGUGGGAGAUAAAACUGAGCAUGCAAGGAUCUCAGAGCUUGGAAAUCUUGAUAAGCUUAGUGGUAAAUUACGAAUAAAGAAUAUUAACUAUGUCAAGGAUCCAGAUGAUGCUGAAAAGGUUCAUUUGAAGAAAAAGAAUGGCAUACGGAAAUUAUCAUUGGAUUGGUAUUCAAGGGAGAAGAAUGGGGCUUGUUUUGUGAUAAGAACAGAAGAAGUGUCGUUAUUAGAUAUGGCAAAGGACCUGGAUUUGCUCAACUAUCUUGAACCACCGUCAGAUAUUGAGAAGCUGAGAAUUAGUGGUUUUCGGGGUUUACAAUUGCCACAUUGGAUGAUAAAGCAAAGUAGUUCUAAUGAUCUGUCUGAUAUACAGAAGCUAAAGCAAAGCUAUCUACCUCAAUUCUCCUCUCUGAGUAAACUAGUGUUGGAGAACAUACCAAACUUGGUGCACCUGCAGGGGCUUAAAGAUUUGCCUGGGAUAAAAAUUCUUAAGCUGAGAGCAAUGCCUAAGCUGGUGGAGUUUCUUACUACUGCAACUGGUUUAGCAAAGGGGGAUAAUGAAGAUGAAGUGCAAUAUUGUUUCCCUCACCUUUCCACUCUAGUCAUAAGUGACUGUCCGAAACUGAAGGUCAAGCCAUACUUUCCACUGUCUUUAAGAGAAUUAACAAUGGAAGGAAACAAUGAGCAGUUGUUGUCCUCGGAUAGCUUCUUGUGUCCACGUCCUGCUCAUUGCGACGUGUCUUUGCCUUUCUCCUGUAUUGUGGAUGUGAAGCCUCCUCACAUCACUCAACUAAAACUUGGAGGAUUGAUCGGAUCACCAUCUGGUUGGGAGUUGUUGCAGCACCUCAAUGGGCUUCGUGAAUUGGAAAUCUCCAUGUGCAAAGAACUGAGAGAGUUACCUGAGAGCAUGAGGAGCCUCACCUGCCUACAAAAACUGGAUAUUAAUUGGUGUGAUAGUCUUGUGCUGCCGGAGUGGCUUGGAGAAUUGCAAUCUCUACAGAGGUUGAGAAUAAUAGGUCUCCCACUAAUGUCCAGCCUCCCUCAAUCAAUACAAAGCCUCACAUCCCUCCAAGACCUCUCUAUAUAUUAUUGCCAUGCCCUCCACCGGCUGCCUGAGCAACUCGGGGAACUCUGCUCUCUGCAUCGCCUUGAAUUAUGUAACUUGCCUGCUCUGACAUCCCUUCCCGAGAGCAUGCAGCGCCUCACCUCACUUCAAUUUCUCAACUUUUCUGCUUGUCACGCAUUGACACAGCUUUCGGAGUCAUUUGGUGAACUCCCUGCACUUCAAACAUUUUGGAUCCAGGGUUGCCCUGGUCUUGCUUCCUUGCCCUGCUGCAUAAAACACAUUACUGCUCUAGAGGAAUUAAGGAUAUCCAACUGCCCCGAGCUGGUUAAGCGUUGCAAGGAAAGAGUUGGGGAGGAUUGGCACCUUGUAUCCCAUAUUCCGUAUUUGACGCUAGUCUAAGGCAAGCAAGCAUGGCCAGAUGCACCACUGAUAAGGCAAAUACUAUUAGCUGGGAGGGAUUCUAGAAGCUCAUCAAGAAGGCAAGACACUCAGAAAGUUACAACGGGAGCAGCUUUCACCAACUGUGCAGAACCAGAGAUUGGUGGAAUGGUGGACUGCGGCAAGGAAGAGAAUUCAGAAAGAAGAUCGUCAAUGUUUUGACACCUUUGUGUUAGUAUUGAUCUCCACCCGUUAGCCCAACGGCAAACUGGGCCCUUGACUCGCGUCCUGAUCGGGGACGCCCAGCCCAAUAGACGGCUGGUGGGCCCCCGUCGCGCAGCGCCAUAUAUAGAGAAGGUAGGGACUACGGCACUGGUUACGAGGUUCGCCGCCGCUACAGUUCCC